GGUUUCCUGUUCUCUUUUUAGAGACGAUAAAAUAAAGGGACUGCGUAAUUUAGAAUUUGGAGACAAACGGAAGGAUUUAGGAAAUAACCUCGUCGCUUCGUGCUAUUGGUAUUAUUAUUAUUUUUUAGGUAGCAUAACUUGCCUACUCAGUGGAUAUGCAUCGCUCCCAGCUGUAGCACUAUAUGGUGCCCUUAACUGCGCCUCGAGUUUAUGGACCCCCGCUCAAUGAUGACUAUGAGUUCAUUGUCGGACAGUCUGGUUGCUUCUGAUCCCUCCAAAUCGGCCUUUCUGGAGUUCGGACACGGCUAUCCCGGGCACCAGCAGCACUCCCCCGGCUUGUCCCACAACCACUAUCCAGUGCACGGCUUGCAUCCCGUCGGACACUCGCAGCACGAUAGCCCCUUUUCUUCCAGCGCGUCAUCUUAUGGCCGCCCGCUAGCCUACCCUUACCACAGCACGGUAAGCGCACACCACCCAAGUGCCUACCUGCCAUACCAGCACAGUAGCCACAACAACGGUCUGGGACACACGAGAAUAGAGGAAACAGAGCUUGAGAAGCCGACCACGGUGAUCGAGAAUGGAGAAAUUCGACUGAACGGAAAAGGGAAGAAGAUCCGAAAACCUCGGACCAUCUACUCAAGCUUACAACUGCAGGCGCUCAACCAGAGAUUCCAGCAAACCCAAUACCUCGCGCUACCUGAGCGAGCCGAUUUGGCGGCCAAAUUGGGACUAACUCAAACACAGGUUAAGAUAUGGUUCCAGAACAAACGCUCCAAGUACAAGAAGAUCAUGAAGCAUGGCACGGGCGGACCGGAGGGAGAGCAUCUGCACGCUGGGUCAUCCGGGUCUCCGUGUUCCCCGGGGAUGCCGCCACUUUGGGACGUUUCCAUGGCAAAUAAGGGGACGCCUGCGCACUCCGGUGGAUACAUGAACAAUUUCGGACAAUGGUACCCAAGCCAUCACCAGGAAUCUACGCCGAGAACUCAAAUGAUGUGAUAGGAUAUGGGACAAUGGGAUGGAAUUCUGUACGCUCUCCUCUUGUACAUGAACCGCGUAGCCUAUCCCUUUUAAAUAUAGCUCCAAGCCCCAACUAUCACAUUAGAGACUUUUCAUUUUUGAAAUGGCCGUUUAAAGGUCUUUUGUUUGGAUUUCAUCCGAGGUUUUUUGCCUUACAAUUUCUUGGACAAAUGACUACAUGGAUUUUGCAUGGAGGCCUAUGUGGAUCUGUAUUUUGUAUGCAGUUCAGUUCCAAAUAAAUCCUCAGUGGUCAACUA
Molecule: messenger RNA, 1274 nt
Organism: Salvelinus fontinalis (brook trout)
Lineage: Eukaryota; Metazoa; Chordata; Actinopteri; Salmoniformes; Salmonidae
Product: homeobox protein Dlx4a-like
Exons: 3
Coding region: 211-996 (261 amino acids)
Biological process (GO): negative regulation of transcription by RNA polymerase II; embryo development; cell differentiation
Molecular function (GO): RNA polymerase II cis-regulatory region sequence-specific DNA binding; DNA-binding transcription factor activity, RNA polymerase II-specific
Source: RefSeq, a predicted model, not a curated record